This is a messenger RNA of Panthera uncia (snow leopard), 1662 nucleotides long. Its product is annotated as anoctamin-2. The transcript has 7 exons. Gene Ontology annotation, cellular component: plasma membrane. The coding region runs from base 14 to 1003 and encodes 329 amino acids. Gene Ontology annotation, molecular function: chloride channel activity. The record is from RefSeq and is a predicted model, not a curated record. NCBI's taxonomy places the organism in Eukaryota, Metazoa, Chordata, Mammalia, Carnivora, Felidae. Gene Ontology annotation, biological process: chloride transmembrane transport.
GGGAGGCUGCCUCAUGGAGCUCUGCAUUCAGCUCAGCAUCAUCAUGUUGGGGAAGCAGCUGAUCCAGAAUAACAUCUUUGAGAUCGGAGUCCCGAAACUAAAGAAACUAUUUCGGAAGCUGAAAGAUGAGACAGAACCUGGAGAAACUGACUCAGCCCACUCAAAGCAUCCAGAGCAGUGGGACCUAGACUACAGCUUGGAGCCAUACACUGGACUGACUCCAGAGUACAUGGAGAUGAUCAUCCAGUUUGGCUUUGUCACCCUCUUUGUGGCCUCCUUCCCUCUGGCACCUGUGUUUGCCCUCCUCAACAAUGUCAUUGAAGUGCGGCUUGAUGCAAAGAAGUUUGUGACUGAGCUGAGACGGCCAGAUGCCGUGAGAACCAAAGAUAUUGGGAUUUGGUUUGACAUUCUCUCCGGAAUCGGCAAGUUCUCUGUUAUCAGCAACGCUUUUGUCAUUGCCAUCACCUCUGACUUCAUCCCCCGUCUCGUGUACCAGUAUGCCUAUAGUCACAACGGGACCCUGCACGGCUUUGUCAACCACACCCUCUCCUUUUUCAACGUCAGCCAGCUGAAGGAGGGAACACAACCAGAAAACUCACAGUUUGACCAGGAAGUUCAGUUCUGCAGGUUUAAGGAUUACCGAGAGCCGCCGUGGGCCCCAAACCCGUAUGAGUUUUCCAAACAGUACUGGUCCAUUCUGUCUGCCCGUCUGGCUUUUGUCAUAAUCUUCCAGAACCUCGUGAUGUUCCUGAGUGUCCUCGUGGAUUGGAUGAUCCCAGAUAUCCCCACGGACAUCAGCGACCAGAUCAAGAAAGAAAAGGGCCUGUUGGUGGACUUCUUCCUGAAGGAGGAGCACGAGAAACUCAAGCUGACGGAUGAGCCAGCCCCAAGGAGCCUGGGAGGGGGGCGUCGGAGCAGGAGCCGGGCAGCCAGCUCGGCACCCUCGGGCCGAAGCCAGCCAGGCAGCAUUGCAUCUUCUGCCUCACAGCACACCAACGUGUGAGCGAGUCGACCCCACCACGGGGGCUGCCACAGUGGCAGGGGACCUCACGGAGCAUGCCUGUGCACCUGCAUGGGAGGGCUGGCUGGCGUCUGCCAGGGCCCGGCCUCAGGGGGGUCUUUGCAAAGGUGCAUUUGUGCAAAGAAAGAGGGGUUAGAGCGAGCGAGCGAGCAAGCACAAGCAGGAAGAGAACUGGAGCUGCUUCUCAGAAACUUCAAGCUUAAGUUCCUUUUAGGUCCUCUUUGUAUCCUUUUGGGGGAUCAGCACCCCAUUUUGAGUCACCCGGUGCAAGAACUGGGUAUCUCUACCCCAGAGCUCCCAGACGCCAUGCACCUUCCUUGCGUUUCCUCAGGUGUCCCCUCUCACGUGGUCACAGUCUGUGAGAGGAGCAAGCCCCCCUCCUGAGCGAUCCCUCUCCCCUUCCCACCAGCUCCCCAAGCAGACCCCUCUGAGUCGCUUGCAGCUGGGACUGUCACAGCCUCAGUGGGUACAAAUUAAGUCACAGGGCUGAUGGCUGUGGCCACAGGACUUGAUGGUGAGUGGCAGAGGUCCCAACCUGAGCUUGUCUCCAUGUCAUGGGGAUGCUUUGAGCUUGUGAACUAACCAUCACUUUAUGCAGGUUCAGAUUUAAAGUAAUAAAAUAAAUCAAAACAUUCUUUAUA